GAGGCCGUGACGUCAUUACGCAAACCCGGAAGUGGUACCUUGCAGUCAGUCAGUCGUGUUUACGGUUUUGGAUCUACGGAUGUUUGUUUCCGGGCAGCGCGUGCCCUUAAGUCUGGCUGUACGGUGUUCGGUGAAGCGCACGCUGCUGCAGUGGUGGCGAUGAUCCCGGUGUCGGUGGUGGUGUGUGUGAUGGGAGGAUGGUGCUCGGUUUAUCUCAUGGACACUCUGCUGAGGUCGUCCAGCUCGCUGAAGAUCCGUUAUGAAUCGUGGCUCUCGUCCAGCGGUGUGUCUCUGUCCCCCUUCCACGUCCGCUGGCACACCAGCCUCUUCAAUUCGCUGUUUGCCAGAUGUUCACGUCUCAACCCCCACUUCCUUUACAUAUGGUUCAGUGCCGGGAUGGUGUUUGGCGUCGUGGCCAUGUUCGGCUCGGUGCUGCUGCUCGGUCGCACUCUGCUGCAGACUCUGGCUCAGAUGAUGGCCGAGACGCCGGACGGUCCUCAUGAGCAGGUUCUGCAGGUGGUGGUUCCAGGUGUAAAUUUGCCAGUCAGCCAGUUGGCCUACUUCUUCAUCGCUAUUCUGCUCAGUGGAGUUAUACACGAGUUUGGCCACGGGGUGGCAGCACUGAGGGAGCAGGUGAGGCUGAACGGCUUCGGCAUGUUCCUGUUCGUGAUUUACCCUGGAGCCUUCGUGGAUCUCUUCACCACUCACCUGAACCUUAUCUCACCUGUCCAGCAGCUGCGUAUCUUCUGCGCAGGUGUGUGGCACAACUUCAUGCUGUGUGUCGCGGCGGUGUGUUUCCUCCUCCUGCUGCCGCUCCUCCUCUUCCCGCUGUACUACACCGGAGCAGGAGCGCUCAUCACCGAGGUGGUGGAGGGUUCUCCGUCGAGUGGACCUCGCGGGCUGUUCGUGGGAGAUCUGGUGACUCGGCUGGAGGAGUGUGAGGUGAGCGGGGUGGACGACUGGCACUCCUGCAUCCAGCAGCUCUCGCACCAGCCCCAGAGAGGAUACUGCGUCCACCACGACACCCUGCAGCUGAACCGUGACUCCGGCAGAGAGUUCAGGCGUCUGGACGGAACAGUGGAGUGCUGCAGCAACAACAGCCUGACUGACCUCUGCUUCUACUACACCACUGAGAUUAAUAACAAACUGACACAGUUUGCAUGUUUAGCGGCUCGGAAGACGAUCCAGGCAAGCCGUACGUGUCGCAGUAACUCGGACUGUGAGGCGGACGUGACUCCUAGCGUGUGUGUUAUCCCGUCACUGGAGAACCAGACUCGACUGAUCCGGGUGAAACACCCCCCGCAGGCUGACAUGCUGUUUGUGGGCUACGUGUCGCACCUGCAGUACUCGGUGAGUCUCACUAACUUUGUCCCUCGACUUGGUUUCCUUCACCUCGACCUGCCGGUGAUGCUGGAGACGCUGUGCAAGUACCUGGUGUCGUUAUCCGGCGCUCUGGCCGUGGUGAACGCUGUGCCGUGCUUCGCUCUGGACGGUCAGUGGAUGCUGAAUGCUUUCCUGGAGGCCACGCUGAGUUCCCGGCUCCCGGAGAAGAGCAGCCGCGAGCUACUGGGGUUUUUCAUCCUGCUGGGGGGCAGCGCUCUACUCGCAGCUAACGUCGCUCUCGGAUUAUGGAUGGUCACGGCUCGAUAACGGACAGCUGCCUCCUCCAAUCCGUGAUUAGGGGGAGGGACUUUUUUUUUUUCCUCCAAAAUAAUUCACCACAAACUUCCUCAUGAUGAGUCCUGUAACGGUUCUCUAAAGUUCCUUUAAAGGUUCACGUUUUGAAUCUUUUACGUUAUUCCCUAAAUGGAUUUUUUUUGCUGCAGUAUCCUUAUUUCAAAACGUGUCUAAAAAUGACGCCUUGCUCACUACAAACAUCAGCGUGCACAGCUUCCAGAAGGUUUGCUCUGUGCGUGAUGUACUGAACCGGGUGUGGUUUCAGACGUGCACGCUGUACAGAGUUUUAACAGAAACCUGCCAACCCUGAAGAGGAAUGUAAACUUCUCUACAUCUAGCUUCUACAUCUUAACUAAAACGGAAGAGCGGCACGUUUUCCCCAAGGGCCUGGUGGUUACUUCAAAUAGCAGUGUUGAGUGGUGUUAAUGAUGUUCUAAUUAUCAUCACAGUUAAAAUUGUAUGUCAGAGGAAAUUAUUAUCGGAGAGUUCAGAACACCUAAACAACUCUCAGUCAUUCUGGAUUCGUGCGUUGAUCUGCCAUUUUGCAGGUGGGAAAGUUGGCUGCCUGUGUUUGAGUGUACUCUGUACUCCCAUGUUAAAAUGCCGUUCUCCUACGCAAAACUCAAAGUUUGGCACAUCUGGAAAUGUUCAUGAUGAUCAUAAAAUAUUGUUUUAUUUA
Molecule: messenger RNA, 2356 nt
Organism: Ictalurus punctatus (channel catfish)
Lineage: Eukaryota; Metazoa; Chordata; Actinopteri; Siluriformes; Ictaluridae
Gene: mbtps2
Product: membrane-bound transcription factor peptidase, site 2
Exons: 11
Coding region: 160-1650 (496 amino acids)
Biological process (GO): regulation of response to endoplasmic reticulum stress; membrane protein intracellular domain proteolysis
Cellular component (GO): cytoplasm; membrane
Molecular function (GO): metalloendopeptidase activity; protein binding
Source: RefSeq, a predicted model, not a curated record